CGUCUUUCCUUUCCUUUUGCUCUUUUCCAUUGCAGCCUUCAAUGCCGUCCUCGUCCGCCUUGCUCGUCGGUCUGCUUGCGUUCGUGGCCCUCGUUGCUGCGUUCGCAUCGCCCGUCUCUGCGCUGUACAUUGUGGUCGACGCGCACGCCGAGGAGUGCUUCCACGAUCACAUUGAGCGCGGAUCCAAGCUGACGGUCGCCUUCCAGGUCUACGAAGGCGGCUUCCUCGACAUUGACAUCAAGAUCACGGGCCCCGAUGGCAAGAUUGUUUACAGCGGCGAUCGCGAGACGGACGCAAAGUACACGUUUGGGGCUUCGGAAACGGGUCGCUACACGUACUGCUUUGGCAACAAGAUGUCGAGCUUGACGCCCAAGAUCCUCAUGUUUACCGUUGACAUUCACACGCCAGAAAAGCCCAAGCCAGCAGGAACCGAGGAGCACACCGAUAUGCUCGACAGUAUGGUGGCUCAAUUGCAUGAUCAUCUUACCACUGUUCGACGUGAUCAAGACUACAUGGAGGUUCGUGAAGCCACGCACCGCGGAACCAACGAUAGCACCAACUCUCGCGUCCUGUGGUGGUCCUUCUUUGAAGCCAUCAUCUUGGUAACAAUGGCCGUGGCUCAAGUCUUUUACUUGAAGCGACUUUUCGAGGUCAAGCGUGUCGUGUAACGCUCGAGUCCUGUGCGAUUCGGCGCAGCAAUGUGUUGUGGAACAAAUUUAUUCUCUCUCGUCAUCAGCCCAUUAGUAAAUGGAAAAGAAAAAAAAACUACUUUCUAUUAGGAUGAUUG
Molecule: messenger RNA, 787 nt
Organism: Capsaspora owczarzaki ATCC 30864
Lineage: Eukaryota; Filasterea; Ministeriida; Capsasporidae
Product: transmembrane emp24 domain-containing protein
Exons: 4
Coding region: 42-668 (208 amino acids)
Biological process (GO): endoplasmic reticulum to Golgi vesicle-mediated transport; intracellular protein transport; Golgi organization
Cellular component (GO): endoplasmic reticulum; COPII-coated ER to Golgi transport vesicle; Golgi apparatus
Source: RefSeq, a predicted model, not a curated record